Molecule: messenger RNA, 918 nt
Organism: Euleptes europaea (tarantolino)
Lineage: Eukaryota; Metazoa; Chordata; Lepidosauria; Squamata; Sphaerodactylidae
Gene: TMEM119
Product: transmembrane protein 119
Exons: 1
Coding region: 1-918 (305 amino acids)
Biological process (GO): ossification; positive regulation of osteoblast proliferation; positive regulation of osteoblast differentiation
Cellular component (GO): plasma membrane
Source: RefSeq, a predicted model, not a curated record
AUGUCUGCCUCAAGAAGCAUCUGCCUCCUUGUUUUGCUGAUGGUUCCCUUCUGCUCCUCCCGAUCCAGUCACCUACCAGCGGCAGCUGCGCUGGAAGACAAUGGUGGGAGUGGAGAGGGGGAGGGGGCUUCCUCCAUCCCACCCCCUGCAAGCGUGACAUUGGGUGUGAACCCCACCUUGGGUGACAUCCUGGUGACCUCAGUGAACGAGACGUCGGCCACCCUCAACCUCCUGGAUGGGAUCGUGGAUUUCUUCCGCGAGUACAUGCUGUUAAUAAUCGUGGUGGGUUCUUUGGUCUUCAUCUUCUUGUUCAUCGUCUGCGCUGCCGUCAUCGUCCGGCAGAAGCACAAGGCCUCGGCCUAUUACCCAUCCUCUUUCCCGAAGAAGAAGUAUGUGGACCAGAACGACAAGUCGGGAGGUGCCAAAGCUUUCAGCGAAGUGCCGGAGAAGGUUGGUGAUUCCUGCCAGGAAGAGCCGGUGGAUUCCACCAAACAACUGCAGGCAGACAUUUUGGCAGCAGCUCAAAACCUUAAAUCCCCGACCAAGGCUGUCACAGCAAAUGGAGAGAGUGCCAAAAUAGAGGAGAAACCCAUCAAGGAAAGGGAGGAAGGAGCUCAGGCGCCAGAGAGUGACAGAAAGGAAGAGGAAGGAGCUACCAAAGCCCAGGAUUGUCCACAAGAGGAGGCUGAGCUUCCUACAGAGACUUCAACUACCCACAACCUGGCAGAUGCUGAAGUCGAUGGAGGAGAAGCGCCACCCACUGUGGGUAGCCAGCAGGUGGAGGAAACCAUGCCACCUUCUCCAGAGGAACCCCAGGAAUUGGCCGGGACUGAUAAUUCCAUCACACAAACCUUGGAAAGCGAGAAUCAGGAGUCUUCUGACCAAAAAACUUGUGAUGAGAGCACCUCAGGAGACUAA